GUUGCCGGCUGACGUGGACCAGGUGGUGUUCAACAACUUGGAGGCAGUUCCCGAGUCUUUCGACAUCGACGACUGGUUCAAGGAUGUGAGCCUUUUCAAACUGCACCAAAAUCUUCUUCGGGACACCACGGAUGCCUCAAGCAGCAAGAAGUAUCUCGAGAAGCUGGAGAGGUGGAGGCAGCGCCAGAUCGCCAAAGGAACGGACCCAGAGGACAUUCGAACGAACCGAAGCUUCGACAGCGCGCUGCUGCCGGUGCGGAUCGCCAGGCGAAAGGCCGUUCAAGAGCUCCGCAUCGUGCUGCCCCCGGUGGAGGAGGGAGAUGAAGAGCCUUUCGACUCCGACGAG
Messenger RNA from Symbiodinium necroappetens, 346 nucleotides. NCBI's taxonomy places the organism in Eukaryota, Dinophyceae, Suessiales, Symbiodiniaceae. The record is from the annotation of a GenBank genome assembly.